Messenger RNA from Aureobasidium pullulans EXF-150, 477 nucleotides. RefSeq lists its product as uncharacterized. Bases 1 to 477 code for a protein of 158 amino acids. The transcript has a single exon. Lineage: Eukaryota; Fungi; Ascomycota; Dothideomycetes; Dothideales; Saccotheciaceae. The record is from RefSeq and is a predicted model, not a curated record.
AUGGACUGGCCUUACGACGCUCUUGGCAAUUGGAACAACGAGCCUGUUCUUGACUGGGAUGGCAAACCAGCUGCCGAAUGGAUCGAGGACUCCGCUGUCGGUUGGUCGGAAGAGGUUGUCAUGAUUGAGCACGAUGCAGAGACGUACGAUUGGACUUUCCUGUCACCUGAAGACGAAGUUCCAAGCAACUGUGUCUCGAUGCUCAGCUCGGCAUCUUCGAGUAUGGAAUUUCUUCCGCUUCCAUUGAGAGAUUCAUUCUUGGACGAUCCAACCGCAUACGGAGAGCCUGUUCAGAGCAUUUUCGGAGAUGGUAACAACAUGCGCAGAGUCUCCAAGUCGGCUUGGGAAACAGAGUCUGACUUUUGCAUUCCUGCUUUCUUCUGGGAAGGAGACAAGAGCCUGAGUGAGGAAAUAUUCGAGAGCGAUGCAUUUGCAUUGUAUCCACUUUGCAAGGAAGACAAAACUUGGUACUGGUGA